Malaya genurostris is the source of this 1614-nucleotide messenger RNA. RefSeq lists its product as uncharacterized. Gene Ontology annotation, molecular function: nucleic acid binding. The transcript has 4 exons. Bases 1 to 1614 code for a protein of 537 amino acids. Gene Ontology annotation, biological process: DNA integration. The record is from RefSeq and is a predicted model, not a curated record. Lineage: Eukaryota; Metazoa; Arthropoda; Insecta; Diptera; Culicidae.
AUGGAUGACGCCGCCAAAACCGUCGAGAAGCUCAAGUUGCUGUUUGGAGCUGCCGUAUCCAUCUUCCGACGCAGAUAUCAUUGCUUCCAGGCAACCAAAGAAGAUAGUGAUGAUUAUCUGGCAUACUCGUGCAAGGUUAACAAAGCUUGUGUUGAUUUUAGGCUGUCGGAAUUGACUGAGGAACAAUUCAAGUGCUUCAUCUUGGUCAGUGGCCUCAAGUCAAAGGACGACGCAGAAAUUCGGAUACGCCUGUACGACUUCGACAUUCGCUACAUUUCCACGGACAGCUUUGGACAUGCCGAUGUACUGUCACGUCUCAUUAACAGCAACAUUCGGCCAGAGGAGGAGUUCGUGAUUGCAACCAUGGAAAACUGGAGUCGAUGGCACAUUGCAGCAAGUUAUCCGUCACGUCACAACGGAUGGCCUACGAAGAAGACGUGCAUUUCGGACUCGCAAAUUCAGCAGUUGUACCUGCGCCGUGAUGCCCUGUCAGUUGUCGAAGAAUGCUUGAUGUAUGGAGAACGAGUGGUGAUUCCGCAAGCUUACCGUAAACGAGUGUUGCAGCAGCUGCACAAGGGGCACCCUGGUGUGGAACGUAUGCGAUCGAUUGCACGCCAGUAUGUCUUUUGGCCCAACAUCGACGACGACGUUGCCAAAACUGUUGGGAAGUGUAACGAUUGUGCCAGCGUAGCGAAGACCGACCGGAAGACUAACCUGGAAUCCUGGCCAUCUCCGGAAAAGUCAUGGCAGCGAGUACAUCUGAAUUACGCCGGUCCUGUUGGAGGGCAAUACUAUCUCAUCCUGGUGGACGCUUUCUCAAAGUGGCCCGAGGUUAUCCAGACGAAGGACAUCACCACUGCAGUUACCUUACGCAUGCUUCGGGGUAUUUUCGCCAGAUUUGGAUACCCGGAAACACUGGUCACGGAUAAUGGGACUCAAUUUACCAGCGAGCAAUUCGAGUCCUUCUGUUGCAGCAAUGCCUUCAUUCAUCUGAGAGCAGCACUGUUUCAUCCGCAAAGCAACGGGUCAACGCCCUGUCGCAACGCUCCUGAUGGGAAAUUUCCUGCCGAGGUUCUGCUUGGCCGAACAGUUCGCCCAUCACUAGAGCUGCUUCGUCCACCUACACCGAUAAACAUAUCCGAAAACACCAUCCAAGAAGAACAGUUCAACCGCAAACACGGAACAAAGGAAAGGCGCUAUCAUCCUCAGGACUCCGUGUGGGCCAAGGUGUUCCGGAACAACAAGUGGUACUGGGAAGCCGGUACUGUGAUCGACCGUCUUGGGAAGGUGAUGUAUAACAUCUGGUUACCGGAGAAGAAGUCCUUGAUCCGGUCUCACUGUAAUCAAAUGCGAAGUCGUCAUCAACCAGAGCAUCAGGGCACGGAAGCAGUGGAGGUCCAGAUUCCGCUCAACAUUCUCCUAGAAAGCUGCAACCUACCAGGUGCAGUGUCACAGGCGGACGUUGGGGCUGAAGUUUUGUCACCAGAACUACCAAAUAAACAGAUGCCGACUCAAGGUCAACCCCAGAGCAAUCCUCAAGAGCAACAACCGAUGCUUCGUAAGUCUUCACGGAUUCGAAGACCACCCACGAGGUAUGAGCCGUAUCAACUCUAA